Messenger RNA from Penicillium subrubescens, 633 nucleotides. RefSeq lists its product as uncharacterized. NCBI's taxonomy places the organism in Eukaryota, Fungi, Ascomycota, Eurotiomycetes, Eurotiales, Aspergillaceae. The transcript has a single exon. Bases 1 to 633 code for a protein of 210 amino acids. The record is from RefSeq and is a predicted model, not a curated record.
AUGCGCUGGGGUGGUACGGCUACGGACAAGGCUGGUUUCCUGGCCUUUAUACCGGAGGUCCGCAAUAGGACGUUUACCCCUGAGACGAUUAUUCACUCCUUCCGCGACCGAGGAAUAUGGCCAUUUAACCCUAGUAUUGUUGUUGAUCCGUUAAUCGCUAAGGAGCCAGAGCUCCCACCGCUCCAAGUCUUUAGUGGAGAUCCAGACGGGGAGGAGGCGGAAGCAAGGUCUAGUGAUACUGAGGAACUAAGUACGCCUACAGUUCCUACAACGAUUCGGACUGUUAAGCGUCGCACUGGGCGUCUUCUUUCUCAGGCAGAGAAAUUAGGUAUUGAGGCGAGUCAUCAGAGGUUUAUAGCUAGUCUUGAGAAGGCAUGCAAUGAUAUCAUCCAGAAGACCGAGCUGUGGAUGAUAGCCGAAUCGAACCUUGCGCGAAAGGCUGAGGUUUUGGGCAAUUUAUCAACUAAUCGGUCGAAGAAGAGGCUUUCUGCGACUGGUCUAGUGCGAGGAAAGGAUGCAAAACGGUCAAUUUUGAGAGGAGGCUCAAAAAUGAGGAGAAGGCUCGGAGGAAGGCUAUGGCAACCCUCGGAGUUCUUGGUGAUGAGCAACCGCAGCAACACUAGGGAAAUUUAA